This is a messenger RNA of Lobosporangium transversale, 924 nucleotides long. RefSeq lists its product as hypothetical. Bases 1 to 924 code for a protein of 307 amino acids. The record is from RefSeq and is a predicted model, not a curated record. Lineage: Eukaryota; Fungi; Mortierellomycota; Mortierellomycetes; Mortierellales; Mortierellaceae. The transcript is spliced from 2 exons.
AUGCCUAGUUUCAACGAAGCGUUUAACUUUACUAUUGAAAAAGAUGCACAUGCCGCAUUUUCCGCCCUAAUUUCUGUAACAGACAUUUCUAAGCGAAUACGAACGCGUUUGCAAUCAGACUAUGACGUUUGGCAACGCAACAAUGGAGAUGAGUAUUGGGCUUCUGUGGCAGUUUCAGCACAGGUAUCAAUCUCUACAAAGAGAACAGCAAAAGAAUUGGCUUUAGGAGGUGAACAUAUCGCAAAAAAGCUAAUUCGGGAGCAAGCAAGCAGUAGCAAUAAUGAAAUCGACAACACUUUACGAAUGCCGUCCUCUGUUGUUGGCUUCCCAGGUCCAGGUGUUUCAGAAGACGCUCCCCCUUCAUAUGCCGGCGCGACAUCUUCUUUACAUUCUGAUGACGAUGAACCGCUAUCCUCUCAAUCCUUUUAUGAACCUCCGACUUUAUCGCCCGACCCUCCAGAAGAAUAUUUGAUCGAGCGUGAGCGGUUUGUAUUGGAUAUGAAUGAAUUAACGGGUGUAUCUCAUACAGGCGUGGAGAGAAGAGUACACAUUCUUGACAACUUUGCCAGUUUAGAAGAGCGAUGGUUGCUGUCAUCAAUUCAAGUUGUAGACCAGCAUGAGGCAUUUCCUAGAUCUAUCCGUUAUCAGCUUCCGAAUUCAUGCAGGGAUGCUAUUGACACUUUUUUAGUGGCUCAAGACGAAGGGAAACGAUAUUAUUUUCCUCGCGCGACUAAUGAUAUGGAGCUCGAAAUAUACACUAUUUUGUCUUGCCUUUCUCAGUCGCAUGGCCCUAGCACUUCAGAAGCCUGCUGUAGAUCAAAGAAUCAAGAAAUGAACUUUAUUAUCCACCAUGUCUGUACCAUUUGGGACACGAUCUUUAAUACCCACGAAGGUUUCUCUAUCAAGUGGUAUGAAAUGCAAUGA